AUGUCGGCAGGAACCUGGCAGGAACGCUGGGUGGCUGGCAUGAAUGCUGCCACCCUGGCAGAAUGCUGGCAGAAAUCCUGGCAGGAAAGCUGGCUGGACGGCUGGACCACUGGCUGGCUGGCAGGAACGCUGGCAGGAACGCUGGCAGGAUCGCUGGCUGGCUGGCAGGAACACUGGCUAGAAUACUGGUUGGCUGUCAGGAUCGCUGGCAGGAACGCUGGCAGGAACGCUGGCAGGAUCGCUGGCUGGCUGGCAGGAACACUGGCUAGAAUACUGGUUGGCUGUCAGGAUCGCUGGCAGCAAUACUGGCUGGCUGGCUGCAGUGCUGGCUGGCUGGCAGGAAGGCUGGCUGGCCAGCAGGAAUGCUGGGAGGACACUGGCAGCAAUGCUAUCUGGCUGGAGGCAACCCUGGCAGGAACGCUGGGUGGCUGGCAGGAAUGCUGCCUGGCUGGCAGGAAUGCUGGCAGGAACGCUGGCAGCAACGCUAUCUACCUGGCAAGAUUGCCGGCAGGAACCCUGGCAGGAACGCUGUGUGGCCAGCACUAA
Schistocerca piceifrons (Central American locust) is the source of this 546-nucleotide messenger RNA. RefSeq lists its product as uncharacterized. Bases 1 to 546 code for a protein of 181 amino acids. The record is from RefSeq and is a predicted model, not a curated record. The transcript has a single exon. Lineage: Eukaryota; Metazoa; Arthropoda; Insecta; Orthoptera; Acrididae.